Molecule: messenger RNA, 207 nt
Organism: Adineta steineri
Lineage: Eukaryota; Metazoa; Rotifera; Eurotatoria; Adinetida; Adinetidae
Source: the annotation of a GenBank genome assembly
AUGAAAUUGACUUAUUUCUUAUUUGUCUUUGUAUUAAUUUCAUUAGCUAUUGGAUUAGUUGUUAGCAACAAAGAAGAACGUUUUGCGACUUGCGAUACUCCAUGUGCAGAAAAGGGAGAUGUUAUAACAUGUUGUAAAGAUCACAAGCAAGAUGGUUUUAUUGAUGGUAAAUGCAAGGGUAAAGAAGCAUUUUGCAUUAAAAAAUAA